This is a messenger RNA of Athene cunicularia (burrowing owl), 2937 nucleotides long. RefSeq names its product thymopoietin (gene TMPO). The transcript has 11 exons. The record is from RefSeq and is a predicted model, not a curated record. Bases 114 to 1307 code for a protein of 397 amino acids. Lineage: Eukaryota; Metazoa; Chordata; Aves; Strigiformes; Strigidae.
UUUCCCGGAUCCGCGCGAGCGGGGCCGCGGAGCGCUCUGCUGCCGGGCGGAAAGCUACAAAGAAAACUGACAAACCCAGGCCAGAGGAGAAGGAUGACCUAGAUGUAACAGAGAUGAGUAAUGAGGAUCUUCAAGAGCAACUUGUGAAGUAUGGACUAAAUCCUGGCCCAAUUGUAGCUACUACUAGGAAACUUUAUGAGAAAAAACUGUUGAAACUGAUGGAGCAAGGUCCAGAACUGAAGACACCUGUGUCUCUCCCAGUGAUUUCUUCAACUGCUGAGAGCACCAGAGAGAAUGGAAAUAAUGAUUCUGACCAGUACAGUGAUAAUGAAGAAGAUCCAAAGACUGAGCUGAGGCUUGAGCAGAGAGAACCACUGAAAGCCAGGAUGAAGACCCCAGUAGCACUCAAACAAAGAAGAGUUGUUGAACACAACCAGACCUAUUCUCAAGAUGAAGUUACUGAGACUGUCUGGACAAGUGGAUCUUCAAAAAGUGGACCUCUGCAGGCAUUUUCUAGGGAGUCUACAAGAGUGUCAAGAAGAACACCAAGGAAAAGGGUGGAAGCUACAGCACAGUUGCCUGUAGAUGAUGCUGUAAUAUCAGAGAGUACUCCCAUAACUGAAACUAUAUUGACUGCCAGCAACGAGACCCUAGUUGUCAAUAGGGCGCCUGGAAAUUUCAAGCAUGCAUCUCCUACGCUGUCAGUCAGUGAACUCUCAGACACGCCCAGAAGAACACCAAAGAAACCACUGCUGACAGCUGAACAAGAAGAGACAGAUUGCCUGCAUCAGUGUUUUUUUAAUCAUGUUGGCCACAACCAAUCCUGUGAUCUGCUCAAUACAGCCAUGAUCAAGGAAACUGAGGAGAGCACUGAAUAUUUUAUUAAGACACCAAGAGUGACCAGACAGCUGCCACUAAAAAAGGUGCUGGAGAGAACUACAGAAGAACGAAGAGUAGAAAGGGAUAUUCUUAAGGAAAUGUUCCCUUACGAAGUAUCAACACCUACAGGAAUUAGUGCUAGCUGCCGUAGACCAAUCAAAGGAGCUGCUAGCCGGCCUAUAGAGCACAGUGACUUCAGAAUGGAUGAAAGUUUCUCUAAGUACGUUCCAAAAUAUGGCACCUCAACUGACAUCAAGUUGGAGAAGCCACCAACAAAAAAAGAACGCUCAGUCCCCCUGUGGAUAAAAGUUCUUCUCUUUUUUAUUGUUUCAGUCUUCUUGUUUUUGGUUUAUCAGUCUAUGGAGACUAAUCAAGGAAAUCCUUUCUCUAAAUAUAUGAAUAUUGUCUCUCCAGGCAGUGCCAAAUGAGUAUCUUUCUGAAAGGCACACCCAAUUUGAUCUCCUGUUUUUAAUUGUAGAGAACUCUUCUGCCCUCUCAUUGGCUCAAGGACUUCUUAACAAACAAUGUGAUUGGAACCUGAUAAAUUGGAUAAAUGAAGAAAGAUAAUAUUAAAUGGACACCGGUAACUUUCUGAACUUUGGACUAGUAGAUCACUUUGCCAUAGGAGUAACGUUUUUUUAGAUCUUUGAAUUUUUUGUAGGCUUUAUUUUUUUAAUGUGGACAUCCUUUUAAAUUCAUUUUUGAGAAACUGUAUAUUUGUUUUUGCAAGAACUUGGAAGCUGAGAAGGGCAAAAAUGUAGUAAAAUGUGAAGCUGUGGGGUUUUUUAAAGCUUUUCCUUUGUACAGAAAAGAAGUUGUACUUUUGUCUCUAGAUUAUUGUGCAGGAUUUUAACACAGGUGAUAAAGGGAAAUGCAUUUUUGUAUGCAUUUUUGAAGUAACAAUGUAACUGAAUUUGAUCUCUUAGGAUGUAGGGAGAGUACAACAACAACAACUUUUUCUGUAGGUUACUGUAACUUUUUAGUAAAUGUAACUGUAAACCUGUUUGCAUUUCUGUAAAAGUCUUAGUAUCAUAUUAGUAACUCUGUUUAAGCGUUAACAUCAUUUAAAUGUAUCCCUUCAUUUUAGUGCUUACAGUGUUGUAGGAGCUGAAUACAAAUCUAAUUGGCAAGAGAUGUCUUAGAGAAACUUAUUUAUUAGUAAUAUGCGUGGAAAAAUAAAAAUUGCAUCAAUAUAAUUUGCUACUAAAACACUUUUUUGGGUCAAGUUUUUUUUUUUUUUUUUUUUUUUUCUUUUUUAAAAAAGCGAGGUCUUUCCAACACAGCUUUAUGUGAUUAUCUUUGAAUAUUCAUGUAGAGAAGUAUUCUCAAAGUGUGAAAAUUCCAUAUGAAGUUUUAUUCUUGUAUGAAGAGGGCAUUGCUGCAUUUUCUGCUACAGUUUCAUCUUCUAAGGUGAGAUUUACUACUUUCAUGCAGCUGAAUAUUUUUCUCAGUGGAAGCAUGCUGAAACUCUAUAUUGUAUAACUUAGUUGAGCAGGCAGCUGACUUCACUACUACCAAUGAAGAGUGAUAAGCAACAGGUUUUUUAAAGUGAAUGUAUACAUUUUGGUGCGCUUAAAUCUGCAGCAUACAGGUGUUCAGUCUUACUGCUUGGUACAAAAUUGCAAUAAAUCAUAUUACUUAUUCUUAAAGUGCUACUUAUAAAAAGCUGAGAACGUUAAUAGUCAUUAUCUUUUUACUCUAGGUACAACUGUUGUGUAGACUAUAGCUAUGGGGAAGCUUUACUUUCUGUGAACUUUGGGACAAACAUGGUAAUUCAUAGCAAAGCAAUAGUGGGGGGGGUUCUGUUUAGAUUAAUGUUUUUUUUUUUUCCUUUUUAUCUGCUUUUUUGAGUAAUCCAAAUAGCUAAAGUUGUGUCCAUCCUAUAGAAAAUUGUAACAUAAGACAUUCACUUUUGGUGUCAAAAUGCAGAAAAAUAAGAAUGAUUUUAAUGUGUGUGGAUUUUCCUUAUCAAAAUAAAUGCAUUGCUGAAAAGCAGCAAAAGCAAGACAGCUGAUGUAUCAGUGGUGUCAUUUUGUGCUGCUACAGUCUUCCAUGUUU